Molecule: messenger RNA, 1939 nt
Organism: Dentiscutata heterogama
Lineage: Eukaryota; Fungi; Glomeromycota; Glomeromycetes; Diversisporales; Gigasporaceae
Source: the annotation of a GenBank genome assembly
AUGAAUAAAGAACAAAAAGAUCGAUUAAAUCAUCACUUCUUUGAAAAAUUCUAUUUCGCUGGUGAAAAUUAUUUUUUGUCAGCUUGUAAGACUCUUAAUUCGCAAGAGAAUCAAAAAACUUCUCAUGGUAAUAUUCGUAAUGCUGCCACGAAUUUUCGUAAAGCCCUUAUGGUUUUAAGCAAUGCUCAUUCUGAUUUCGUGUCACGUCACGAAGCAGAGCAUUUAAUGGAUAAAGUAUGGGAUAAAUAUGAUCAAUGUUGGGUUGGAAGUAAAGAAAAUGAAAGCAAUAUGGUAAAUUUAACUGAAAUAAUUGAGGAUGAAGUAAAUAAAAAACUCUUAAAGAAAGCGCAAAAGAAAGGAGUAAAGAGCAUAAGUAAUAUUAAAGAGUUCAAAUCAGAACUAAAGAUGGAACAUUUUGUUAAUAUGCAAUGUGUUGUUGAAGAUGAUUAUGACUUUAUGGAACCACCUGAUUUAAGUUUCUUGGUUGAUUAUAUAAACGAUUGUGCUGUACAAGAUGCAAGCGCAUCAUCAUCGUUUAAAGAUGAUAAAGUUGGUGCAGACACUGCCAAGAUUCCUCCAAAACGCGAUAUGACCAAUCAUUCGGGGAAUCUACAGGCAUCAAAUCCUGCACUAUCAGAUGAAUCUAACAGAGAUAUGAUGGAUGUUGAUAAUGAUUCUUUAAAUAUAUAUAACGAGAGAUUUCCCAAUGAACUACAUACCAUAAGAGGUCCGCAGUAUUUAGAAAAUUAUAAAAUGAAAAAAAAUGACACUAUUCCAAUGAAUGUAAAUUAUGAAAAUGACGACAAAGACCAACAUGAUCAUUCUACGAUUCAGCGUGGUUCUUUCAUUACUGCAAAACAACAGAUGGUGAUUGAAAAUCAGAAGAAAGGCCGUUUUUCUCCACCUUAUAAUCAAGGUCCACUGUAUAAUAAUUUUAAUGACUUUGUUGACAAACCUCACAUACCAGGGACUCAUAAAAAAAGGGCCGUAGGAGCAUCAAGCCAGAACACUAAAAAAGGAAGGUUCAUAUCUCCUUUAUUGAAACGAAAUGAAAGCCUUGGUGGUGGAACGAAAAUGCACAAAAACGAUUAUUCUUCAUCUUUCGGGUUUAAAAGAGAUAAAAAUGAUAGAAAACAAUGUUGUGAUACUGAGAAAGAGCAAGAAAUUGACAGUAGAUUAAAAAAUAUUGACCCAAAAAUGAUCGAAAUGAUCCAAAAUGAGAUUAUGGAUCGGACUCCCAACAUUUCCUGGGAAGAUAUCGCUGGAUUAGAACAUGCGAAAAAAACCAUUCAAGAGGCCGUCACAUGGCCUAUGUUAAGGCCUUCUUCAUCCUUAACUUCGAAAUGGGUUGGUGAUGGUGAAAAAAUGGUUCGCGCUUUAUUCGCUGUUGCAAGGGUGAAUCAACCCGCUGUAGUAUUCGUAGACGAGAUCGAUUCUUUAUUAACUCAAAGAACUGAUGGCGAAUUUGAAUCUUCGAGACGCAUCAAAACUGAGUUUUUGGUUCAAUUUGAUGGUGUAAAAACCGCUGAGUUAGAAGAGGAUCGGAUUCUUAUUGUUGGUGCAACCAACAGGCCACAAGAAAUCGAUGAAGCUGCGCGACGCCGGUUUCGUAAAAGGCUCUAUAUUCCUUUACCAGAAUUAGAUGGAAGACAUGGCAUUAUAAAAAAUUUAUUACAGAAACAAAAACACUCAUUGACAGAACAAGAAAUUUAUGACAUUUGCGAGAAAACUGCAGGUUACUCUGGGUCAGAUAUGGAUGGAUUAUGUAGAGAAGCUGCAUUGGGGCCAAUACGCGUAAUCGAAGAUAUAAGAAAUAUUUCAGCGGAUGACGUCCGACCAAUAAAUUACCAAGACUUUUUAAACGCGUUGACGCAAGUUCGUGCAAGUGUUAGCGAUCGCGACUUGGAAUUAUAUCAAACAUGGAACCAAAACUAUGGAA